This is a messenger RNA of Puccinia graminis f. sp. tritici CRL 75-36-700-3, 516 nucleotides long. RefSeq lists its product as uncharacterized. Bases 1 to 516 code for a protein of 171 amino acids. NCBI's taxonomy places the organism in Eukaryota, Fungi, Basidiomycota, Pucciniomycetes, Pucciniales, Pucciniaceae. The record is from RefSeq and is a predicted model, not a curated record. The transcript is spliced from 4 exons.
AUGUCAGCUGACAAAUCCUUUUGCAAAUACACACCAGUAGAAAUCACAGACAACCUGCAGCAAGGAGAAGGCCCGUCUAAGGCAACCAAAGCCAGAGCCAAGGAGAUUCUCUUGGCCAAAGUGGUCAAGGCCCAGGAAGACGGAGAUGAAGCUAAGGCGGACCGCCUCUUUGCCAUGUACGAGUCAAUAACGGUAGACUCUACCCCCAUCUUCUUCAACUCAAAGAAAAUCAAUGCAGAGAUCUCGGUAAUCCCCAAGAAGCAACCAGUUGACACUGAGUUCACGACUCAAGUGAGAGGCAUCAAAUCCAUCUGGAGCAAUCCAAACUUGCACAAUGACGGUGGUUUCACCCCGUAUUUUCAUAAGAACAUACUUGAAUUGAAGGGCCGGAUGUGGAGUCAUCGACAAAUCCCUAGGAGUUGGUAUGAAUUGUACAAUGAAAUUUUACAUAACCCAAAACUGUUUGCUGCCCCUCAGCUCAUGAAGCAGAAGGAGUGGAAAGAAAAGGCUUUUUGA